CAUUUUUCCAACUUUUAGUCCACCACCGCACAGUCUCCCAUAAACAUUGUCCAGCGAUUGGGUGCACUUCUUUCUAAUUGAAAAUUUUAUAUAAACUUUGUGAAAGCACCAAGGAAGAAAAAUCCGCAUUUCACGAGGAAAAUCGUUGGGAAUUUUCAUUGAGAGUUUAAUGAGGAAUUUGGUGUAUUCAAUCGAUUCAAUCCCAAAUGAGUGCUGCCCAGAUAUUUCAUAAUUUCUUCGGCGGUGUUUUGUGAAUUUGUGGGGAAAAUAUGCGCAAGUAGUGCUGAAAGUGUUAUCAGCAUGGAUGUGAUGUGUGUGGGUCAGGAAAAUGGAAUGCAUGAGUUGCUUCACCGUGUUGUUGAGGAUUUGCAUGCGUGCCUCCGACAGCAGUGAAAAUUCCACGAUGUUUGGUGAAAAUGACACGGAAACGGGUAGUGGAUGGAAUGAGGAAAACAGUAAGAGCUUCACCUACUACGGUGGAAGGCGUGCUAGUGCCAGAAAUCCAGCUGUGCGAUGUCCAAAUGUGCUGACCACCUCGGCAGUCUGUGAUGGCGAUUGGAUUCUUCGCUACUCGGAGCAUGAGGCCAAUUUUCGUCCCUGGCGCGCGGGAGAGAGUUUCUGCUACUUUGAACUCGUGCCCUGGCGCCAAACGCGCCGGAGACUGGAUAUUGUGAGGACAAUCGCGUGGGAGCCACCGCUGGGGAAUUCCUCGGGGCACGAGUGGAGUCACCAGAUUGACCGGCGGCACGCAAAGAGAUGCCACCAGAUUGAGGAAGAACGCAAUCAUCGGCAGCUAAAACGACGAUUGCAGCAUGAGAAGAAUAUUAAGAGACACAUUCGGAUUCGCAUUAUGAUUGCCAUGGAGUUGAGAAAUCGCUCCAAGGAGAUUCCCAUUCCGGCAAGAAUUAAACCACGCCACUUCGACAGGAAGCACACAUCGUCUGAAAGUUCCUGGUCGGAGGCAUCCUCGGAGAAACGUAUCCUCCACCACUUGGGGUAUUUUAGCCAACGCCAGAAGUACUGGAAGUGGCAGACGUCCGGUGGGGAUUGCAAAGUGCUCAAUAGCGAAAAGACUCUCAAUUGUAUUCCAUGGAAAGUGGAUACUUUCGCCAUGGCAGCAGGAAGUGCACUCAAAAUUGAGGAAGUGAGUGAUUUAGUGGAAGGAUAUUCAGUGAUUCGGAAAUUAUGUGAUAAUUGUUUGAGAACCACGGUGGGGUGCACCGAACCAAUUGAGUCCAGAGCUCACUCCCAUCUGGACUCAACAUCCCAAUCCCCCUCUACCAUGCCGUCCGUGGAGCGACCUGCUGGAGGAGCCCUGGCCCUUCACUAUGCCGCGGCACGUGGAUGCCUGGACUGCGUCCGCCUUCUCGUGGAAGCAACUCCGGAUAUCAGUGCCAAUACACAGAUGGACAACGAUGUGACUCCUGUUUAUCUAGCUGCCCAGGAGGGUCACCUGGAGGUGCUCAAAUUUCUCGUUCUCGAAGCCGGGGGGUCACUGUAUGUUCGUGCACGCGAUGGUAUGGCUCCCAUUCAUGCAGCAUCUCAGAUGGGUUGCCUCGACUGCCUCAAAUGGAUGGUCGAGGAACAAGGAGUUGAUCCAAAUUUACGUGAUGGAGAUGGGGCUACACCACUUCACUUUGCCGCCUCUCGUGGUCACUUGUCGGCUGUCCGAUGGCUCCUGAAUCACGGUGCUCGUCUGUCACUCGAUAAAUAUGGAAAGAGUCCAAUUAAUGAUGCUGCAGAGAAUCAGCAGGUGGAGUGCCUCAAUGUUCUCGUGCAGCAUGGCACAACACCGGAUCAUCACAAUUCGGAGGGGAAUUACCGCUCGAAAGCAAGCAAGAAAUACAACAAUGGGUACUACAGUGCCAAGCAGUCGUCACAUCACAUGGCGAGCAGCCAGAAUCACGCGGAGCGCCACAAAGUCACAUCAAAGUCCUCAUCAGCACAUAGCUCCGACACAGAACCAUUCUAUUUGCACCCACCCACGGUGCGUCCCGACGGUGUUUAUACGCGGUCACGAUCACCACCCGAUCAGUCAUCCGUCUAUGGGCCCGUUGUGCCCAAUGAUGGUCUCUACGUCAACCCCAUGCGCAAUGGCUCCCUCACACCACCCAGUCCAGGCGGUAGCAUUUCUGGUGAAUCGUUCUACCUUCACGAUCCACAAGAAGUCAUUUACAACAGAGUCAAGGAUCUCUUUGAUUCGGACAGUAGUAACAAAGAUGGCAGUACAGGCGGCGGAGGAACGCACCCAAAUGCUCUGACAGUCCAAGUGGAAGUCCACUCCAGCAGCAGUGGAGCUGGAAGUGGGUCCGAGGAGAGUCUAUCAGUGGCAUCGUCUGCUUCAGACACGGCUCCCGCAAUUCCUUCGCUGAAUCGUUCCGGCGGAGCCAACAACACAGCCGCCAGUGGCCACGACCAUGAUUAUGAGGAUAUUUAUUUGGUGCGAGAGGAGGCCCGGGUCACACCCACAAAGUGCCCCAAUGGCCCAAAGGAGUCCAAGGGCAGAAGUCGUUCACGCGAUAGUGGAUCACACAGCCGAUCAGCUAGUGCAAGUUCCAAUCACAGCAAUGAUGUUGUAGUGCAGUACUCAAGUGGUGGGGUCAGUAAUAUCCUAAAGAAGCGCAACAUCCUCAAAGAUUCCACAGCUGCCAAGGGAAAGUAUGAUAUUCCGCGCAAGACCACAGAAGUGUACAACUCUAAGAAUUACUGUAGCAGCAAUAGCAGUUCACCUGUACUUAAGAAUGAUACGUACGAGAGCGUUUGUGCUCCCGAAGAUACCCAGGAGCGCCUAAAGGUGGCCCAGAGGCAUACAGGAGCAGCCAAGGGGGCGUCUACAUGUGGGAAUGGGAAUGUCAGCGGUGUACGACAACUCCUGAAAAGGGUUGUCUCGGCACCAAUUACCAAUAAUGAAAAUAAAGUCGUUGGUCCUCCACCGCCACCACUUCCACCCCCUCUCAAGGCACCCAGCCAUACUACGAGCUGCAGCAACAACUCCCAGUCAUCCACCAUGUCGACUGCUUCGGCCACGGGCUCCUCACAUUCCAUGGAUAACCAACCGGUACAGCAUGACGUCCCGAGCCCUCCGGAUUCGGAUUCAGGAUUGGAGGUUGUCGAAGAACCCACACUGAGACCAUCGGAUCUUGUACGAGGGAAUCACAAUCGCAGCAUGUCUACAGUUUCUGCAAAUAAGAAAGCCAAAUUGAUCAACGGCAGCGGCAGCCACUUCGAGGAGAGUCAGUGUUAUUCACAUCUCGGCGGUGAACGGCCCAGCUCGCGUCCAGGUGGACCAAAUCUCGUCAAUAAACAGCUUGUGCUGCCAUUUGUGCCGCCCAGUUUCCCUAAUGGGUCAAUGUUGGAUGGCUCAAAUCACCUGAUCAAACCAUCCGAGUAUCUCAAGUCUAUCAGUGAUAAACGGUCCAGUGCAUCCUCAGCGAGGUCCACGGACACAGAGGAUUAUAUGCAGUUGUCCCAGACGACGUCACCAUUGCCAUCUGCUGUCCCAGAUCCACCGCGGCCACCGCCACCACCACCGGCGCCACCGCUGCAGGUUGCCGUGCCCCCAAAGCAGGCACCCACGCAACCAGCCCAGGAUACAGCUACGAGGAAACAACAGCAACCCCUCUCGGCGAUCUCCAUUCAGGAUCUCAACAGUGUACAGUUGCGCAGAACAUCGGACAAAAUGCUGGGAAAGACAUUUUCAGCUCCCACCAGGAGUAUGAGUAUGCAGUGCUUAUCGAGCACAAAUGAAUCCUUCCUGUCACAGAAGACGGACCUCAUAGCUGAGCUGAAGCUCAGCAAGGACAUCCCUGGGAUUAAGAAGAUGAAGGUGGAACGUGCCAAAAUGGAGGAUCGUCACGAGAAGGAACUCUAUAUGGAUAUUUCGAAGCAAUUUACGGCCUCAAAUUUUGUAGAUCAGAAAUUCUUGCAGGUGCCAGAGAAGGAUCAGGCGGGGAACGUCAUCCCGGACUGGAAGCGUCAGAUGUUGGCAAAGAAGGCAGCAGAGCGUGCAAAGAAGGAAUUUGAGGAGAGAAUGGCGCGUGAGGCAGAAGAUCGACGACUCCAGGCUAUUCCGCAGUGGAAGAGAGAUCUGCUGGCCAGACGUGAGGAAGCGGAGAAUAAACUAAAGGCUACCGUUUACACGCCACGAGUGGAAGAGAGCUCUCGCCUGUCGAACAACUGGAGAUUAGCCCAGAGGGCCAUGUCCAUUGAUAACAUCAGUUUCCUGCCCAGCGCAAUUGAGGACAAGAGCAACAACAAGGAGAAUACGAACGGCCACGAAGAGACCCCAGCAGUCAAUGGGAACUCUAUGAAUGGAUCAGUGGAGCAGAAUCUGCACAAGGAGCAAGUGCAACAGGAUGAAAAUGAGAACAUUAUCCCAUGGAGAGCGCAGCUAAGAAAAACCAACAGUCGACUCAGUCUUAUUGGAUAGAGACUUUGUGAUUGGGGCACUAUUAUUUACAUAAAUUUAUAUACAUAAUAAAAAAAAUAUUGCUGUGGAGAUUGAGAAUGAAAAUCAAAGAUAAGUUGCAAUACUAGAAGUUAGAAAAAAAAGAAAAGAGAGAAAAUUGAAAGAUUUUACAUUGUAAAUCCAUGUUAUUCAUACCGUUUUUAUCUUAUAAACAUUUUUAUUAUAUUAUUAUA
This is a messenger RNA of Lutzomyia longipalpis, 4641 nucleotides long. It is a transcript of the gene f, whose product is annotated as espin. Gene Ontology annotation, biological process: actin filament bundle assembly. The coding region runs from base 329 to 4429 and encodes 1366 amino acids. The transcript has 12 exons. Gene Ontology annotation, cellular component: cytoplasm. Gene Ontology annotation, molecular function: actin filament binding. The record is from RefSeq and is a predicted model, not a curated record. NCBI's taxonomy places the organism in Eukaryota, Metazoa, Arthropoda, Insecta, Diptera, Psychodidae.